GCACCCCAGACCUGGCGGCCGCCGGGUAGGGCGCAGAGCGCCGGGACUGCACGGCCGCUCUGGCUCGGGCUACUCUGCUGGGCUCAGCGCGCGAAUUCCGACCAGCAUGGCGGUGGAGGAAGAGGGGCUCCGGGUCUUCCAGAGCGUGAAGAUCAAGAUCGGUGAAGCCAAAAAUCUUCCCACCUACCCGGGGCCAAACAAGAUGCGAGAUUGCUACUGCACCGUGAACCUGGACCAAGAGGAGGUUUUCAGGACCAAAAUUGUGGAGAAAUCACUCUGCCCCUUCUAUGGAGAGGACUUCUACUGUGAAAUUCCUCGGAGCUUUCGUCACCUGUCAUUUUACAUUUUCGAUAGAGACGUUUUCCGGAGGGAUUCCAUCAUAGGGAAGGUGGCCAUCCAGAAGGAAGACCUGCAGAAGUACCACAACAGGGACACCUGGUUCCAGCUGCAGCACGUUGACGCUGACUCAGAAGUUCAGGGCAAGGUCCACUUGGAACUGAGGCUGAGUGAAGUCAUCACCGACACGGGUGUUGUCUGCCACAAGCUGGCCGCGCGCAUCCUGGAAUGCCAGGGCCUCCCCAUCGUGAACGGGCAGUGUGACCCUUACGCCACUGUGACACUAGCAGGACCAUACAGAUCGGAAGCAAAGAAGACAAAAGUGAAAAAGAAGACCAACAACCCUCAGUUUGACGAAGUGUUUUAUUUCGAGGUGACCAGACCCUGCAGCUACAGCCGCAAGUCCCACUUCGACUUUGAGGAGGAGGACGUGGACAAACUUGAAAUCCGAGUUGAUCUCUGGAAUGCCAGCAACUUGAAGUUUGGAGAUGAGUUUCUGGGAGAACUCAGGAUUCCGCUGAAAGUGCUGCGGCAGUCCAGCUCCUAUGAAGCCUGGUACUUUCUACAGCCCCGAGACAAUGGCAGUAAGAGUCUGAAGCCAGGGGACCUGGGAUCCCUGCGGUUGAAUGUAGUUUACACAGAAGACCACGUCUUCUCCUCCGACUACUACAGCCCGCUUCGGGACCUUCUGCUGAAGUCUGCUGAUGUUGAGCCUGUCUCAGCGUCCGCGGCCCACAUCCUGGGUGAAGUGUGCAGAGAAAAGCAGGAGGCAGCCAUCCCGCUGGUGCGACUCUUCCUGCACUGCGGCCGGGUGGUGCCCUUCAUCAGUGCCAUCGCCAAUGCCGAGGUCUGCAGGACACAGGACCCCAACACCAUUUUCCGAGGAAACUCGUUGACAUCCAAGUGCAUUGACGAGACGAUGAAGCUGGCCGGGAUGCACUAUCUGCACGUCACCCUGAAGCCCACCAUAGAGGAGAUAUGCCAGAGCCACAAACCCUGUGAAAUCGACCCCGUGAAGUUAAAAGAUGGAGAAAACCUUGAAAACAACAUGGAGAACCUGCGGCAGUACGUCGACCGCAUCUUCAACGUCAUCACUAAGUCGGGGGUCAGCUGCCCGACUGUCAUGUGCGACAUUUUCUUUUCCCUUCGAGAGGCAGCUGCCAAGCGCUUCCAGGAUGACCUGGAUGUGAGGUACACGGCUGUGAGCAGCUUCAUUUUCCUGAGGUUCUUCGCUCCUGCCAUCCUGUCCCCCAACCUCUUCCAGCUCACACCCCACCACACAGACCCGCAGACUUCUAGGACGCUGACACUCAUCUCGAAGACUAUUCAAACUCUGGGCAGCUUGUCCAAGUCCAAGUCCGCCAGCUUUAAGGAAUCCUACAUGGCUGCAUUUUAUGAGUUCUUCAAUGAGCAGAAAUAUGCAGACGCAGUAAAAAACUUCUUAGAUUUGAUCUCGUCCUCUGGGAGAAGAGACCCUAAGAGUGUGGAGCAGCCCAUCCUGCUUAAGGAGGGGUUCAUGAUUAAGAGGGCCCAGGGCCGAAAACGCUUCGGGAUGAAGAAUUUUAAGAAAAGGUGGUUUCGCCUGACAAAUCAUGAAUUUACCUACCAGAAAAGCAAAGGAGACCAGCCUCUCUACAGCAUUCCCAUUGAGAACAUUCUGGCCGUGGAGAGACUGGAGGAGGAGUCCUUCAAGAUGAAGAAUAUGUUCCAGGUCAUCCAGCCUGAGCGAGCGCUGUAUAUCCAGGCCAACAACUGCGUGGAGGCCAAGGCCUGGAUCGACAUCCUCACCAAAGUGAGCCAGUGCAACAAGAAGCGCCUCACGGUCUACCACCCCUCCGCCUACCUCAACGGCCACUGGCUGUGCUGCAGGGCCUCCUCGGACACGGCCCCCGGCUGCUCCCCCUGCACCGGCGGCCUCCCGGCGAACAUCCAGCUGGACAUCGACGGGGACCGAGAGACGGAGCGCAUCUACUCCCUGUUCUGCCUGCACAUGAGCAAACUGGAGAAGAUGCAAGAGGCCUGUGGGAGCAGAUCUGUGUACGAUGGCCCAGAGCAGGAGGAGUACUCGACCUUCAUCAUCGACGACCCCCAGGAGACCUACAAGACACUGAAGCAGGUCAUUGCCCGGGUCGGGGCCUUGGAGCAGGAGCACGCCCAGUACAAAAGGGACAAGUUCAAGAAGACCAAAUACGGGAGCCAGGAGCACCCCAUUGGAGACAAGAGUUUCCAGAGCUACAUCAGGCAGCAGUCAGAGGUCUCCACCCAUUCCAUUUAAGCCUGGAGGCGCCCUGUCCCAGGACGGUGUCGUGGGCUGCACCAGAGAAGUCUCGGUCUCUGCAAAGCGGGGAGACAAAGACAAGAAGGCUGAGCAAGGAAGCGGAGGGACCCACACUUCCUCCACUGGCGCAGAUGACAAGCAUCAAGCUCAUUGAUCUUCUGAGACUCCAGGGCUGUUUCUAUGGUUGCGAUGCACUUUAUUCACACUGGUGGGCGGGCGCCCCGACCUGGCCUUUCUGGACCGACCGACCGAGGUGCCAUCUCGCCCUCUGCAGAGCGAGUGCUUCUGUCCCUCUCGUGCCCCACUGCCUCUGCUGGUCCCCGUGGCACCUGCCCCAGGGAGCCUGCUGCUCAGCACAGCUGGGGCCUUGAGAGCAUUACUCUUUUCUACGAGCCUGCUGUCCCAGCACCCACGGGCAGGAGGCCUCCUGGUUUCAGCUUUUGAUGUUGGUGUUGUUCCUGGCUGGAGGGUCAGUUUUUUGGCCGGGAUGUGCAGAAGUGCACGGAGAUCCCAAUUUGAGGAUGCUCUUGAUGUUUCAGGGGUACAGGGUUCUUCUGUUGAGGUCCUGGUGGGGGCAGUUCCAGGCGUCUGUCCCGCAGGUUAGAAUCCCGCUGCUGCUGGCUGCCCCCCGAGCCGCUGACCACUACGCUGGGAGCUGCUCUGUGCCCAGUUCAAGCACCGGUGGUGUUGGCUGUCAGCGGGGCCGAAAAGUAGGAUCCACACUCGGGGAAGAUUUUAAAAAUAGAAAAAAUAGAAAUGUGCAUUAUUUUCAAGCCGUUUUUCCUAAUGUUUUUUACUUAGCUCUUUGAUACAAAAUAACUCAGAAUCUCCAAACCUGGACUUUUUAAAGGGAGGGUGCCACCGCAGGGCACAGAAGGGAAUGGGGUACACCUCAUGGAAACUAAUUACAGGUCCUCCAAAGAAAGCGAGGAAAGGUCCUGGCCAGGGGGCUCAGUUAUUAGUUGAAAGUCGUCUUAUACACCGAAAGGUUGCAGGUUCGAUCCCUGGUCAGGGCACAUACCGAGGUUGCGGGUUCAGUCCCGUCGGAAUGCAUAAAAGAGACAACCAAUCAGUGUUCUCUCCCCCACCCUCUCCCUCUCUUUCUGUCUCUCUCUCUGCCUCCUUCUCUCUCUAAAAUCAGUACACAUAGGAUUAAAAGGAAACAGAGGAAGGGAAGGAAUGCUGACCUUGAAGUGGGAGGCACUGAGCUGUGCAGACGCCCCCUGGGCCCCAGAAGCAGUACUGCACUGUGUUUCUUUGAAGCCCUUAGGAGCAGCGAUGGGGGCUGCUUUCUCUGGGGGUGAGGGCGUCCUAUAACGCAAGGGGAGCUGUUUGCUGACUUUUCCCAGGCAGCCCUCGUAGCUGCAGGCGCCGGCUUUGGAAAGCACCGUUCAGACACGCAGGACCAUGUGCUUUUGUGUCCAUCUUUGUUCUUGUUCGCAGGGACUGUCCUUCAGACUCAAUCUAGAUGGCAGAUAGUAAUGUUACUUGCUGCAAAAAAAAAGAUGGUGGAGAAAUAUGUUGCAAAAAAUAAACUUUGGGAUGCUCACCGAAUGGCAGUUUUUAACAUGGAUUUGUAACUUGAUGUUUCUGUUUAUAAGAUACUAAUGAUUUGUGAUGUAUUUUACCGGCCAAUUAAAACGGACAUUUUAUUCUU
Messenger RNA from Artibeus jamaicensis (Jamaican fruit-eating bat), 4271 nucleotides. RefSeq names its product RAS p21 protein activator 3 (gene RASA3). Gene Ontology annotation, molecular function: GTPase activator activity. Gene Ontology annotation, biological process: negative regulation of Ras protein signal transduction; intracellular signal transduction; regulation of GTPase activity. NCBI's taxonomy places the organism in Eukaryota, Metazoa, Chordata, Mammalia, Chiroptera, Phyllostomidae. The record is from RefSeq and is a predicted model, not a curated record. The coding region runs from base 107 to 2611 and encodes 834 amino acids. The transcript has 24 exons.